Messenger RNA from Dendroctonus ponderosae (mountain pine beetle), 3695 nucleotides. It is a transcript of the gene Ir93a, whose product is annotated as ionotropic receptor 93a. Lineage: Eukaryota; Metazoa; Arthropoda; Insecta; Coleoptera; Curculionidae. Bases 160 to 2754 code for a protein of 864 amino acids. Gene Ontology annotation, cellular component: membrane. Gene Ontology annotation, molecular function: ligand-gated monoatomic ion channel activity. The transcript has 16 exons. The record is from RefSeq and is a predicted model, not a curated record.
AAUCCAUUUCAUUGCUUUUCGUAUUGCACAGCUGCUGCUAUGAAUGUUGUAUAAUUCAAUUCACUGAUUUAUUAUUAUUUCAUUUCCGAGCAGCAUGCGUUUUGUAUCGCGUGGAAUAAAAUUCGGGAAUUAAGUGAAUAUGAAUGAGUAGUCCCAAUCAUGUGGGUGCGUUUGGUGAUUUGUUUGGGUGUCUUUUGCAAAGUAACUAACAGUGAUAUAUUUCCAUCUUUAUUGACGACAAAUGCAUCUAUUGCUAUAGUUAUUGACAGGAAUUAUGUCGUGGAAGAGUAUGAACCUAUAAAGUCUAAAAUCGAAGAUUAUCUAGUUUAUGCCAAACGGGAGAUUCUCAAACACGGCGGUGUCAACACUCAUCUUUUUGCUUGGUCCGCAAUUAAUUUGAAAAGAGAUUUGACUUUUCUGCUCAGUAUAACUUCUUGUACUGAAACGUGGAAACUAUUCGAAUCUGCUGAUACGGAAUCUUUAUUGCACAUUGCCAUAUCAGAGCAAGACUGUCCCAGGCUUCCACAACACUCAGCAAUUACGAUUCCAAUUAUUGACCGAGGCCAAGACACGCCCCAAUUGCUACUGGAUUUACGAACUGUGGGCAUUUAUAAAUGGAAACAAGUGGUUAUAAUCUAUGAUAACACUAUCACCAAUGAUUUGUUGACAAGGGUAAUUAAAUCGAUGACAAAGCAAGUUAAUCGCAUUGAUGCUUCAGGAGUUUCAUUAGUGCAACUUGCUAAGAAAGUUUCAACAACCAGAGAUGUUAUUAUCGCAAAUUUGAGAACUGAAUUAUCCAAAAUUGAUCCAAGAAUUAUGGGUAACAACUUUUUAGUGAUCGUCAGCUAUGAACUGGCUGCAACCAUAAUGGAAUGUGCAAAAGAAUUAAAUAUGGUAAAUACCCAAACGCAAUGGCUGUAUGUAAUAUCUGAUACGAAUAGCUCCACCAAGAGUAUGAACCGGUUCAAAACCUUCUUGAAUGAAGGAGAUAACAUUGCCUUCAUAUAUAACACUACGGAUGUUAAAAAUGUAUGUCUCGGUGGCACUAUUUGUCAUACUGAAGAAAGUAUAACUGGUUUAAUGAAGGCUUUAGAUAGUGCCAUUAUGGAAGAAUUUCAAAUGGCUUCUCAAAUUUCCGAAGAAGAAUGGGAGGCUAUUCGACCUACUAAAAACGAGCGUAGGAAAUACUUGCUUGAAAAAAUUCAGAAAUACCUGUCUGAUUAUGGAACGUGUGACAAUUGUACAAAAUGGACAAUUGAAGCAGGAGAAACUUGGGGUAGAGAAUACCAGAUGCUAGAUGAGGCAACUAAUGCUGAGCUAUUAGCUGUCGGAACUUGGAGGCCCAGCGAUGGCCCCAAUAUGAUCGAUGCCCUGUUUCCACAUGUUGCCCAUGGAUUUAGGAGAAAACUGUUGCCUUUGGUAACUUUUCAUAAUCCACCAUGGCAAAUCUUGAAAACAAAUUCUACUGGUGAUGUCGUUGAAUAUGGGGGAAUAGUAUUUAACAUCAUUAAAGAACUGUCAAAAAAUCUCAACUUUACAUUCAACGUUGCCACUGUCAAGCCUCAGUCACUGCUUAAUGCGUCCACAUUGCAGAGCCCUAAGGGGGAUACUGAUUCUUCAGCAAAUUUUAACGGCAACUCCUACAUAACAACAUACCGGGUGCCACAUUCCAUUUUGGAAAUGGUCCACAAUAAAUCUGCCGCCUUGGGAGCCUGUGCAUUUACGGUGACAGAAGAAAACCAAAGAGUAAUCAAUUUCACCGAUCCCAUUAGUAUUCAAGCCUACACAUUUCUAGCUGCAAGACCGCGCGAACUAAGCCGGGCAUUACUAUUUAUUUCACCAUUCAGGGGAGAUACAUGGCUUUGCCUUUCGGCCACCAUAAUUUCCAUGGGUCCAGUCCUUUUUUACAUUCACAAAUUAAGCCCCGUGUACGAAUAUAAAGGGGUCCGAUGCAAAGGUGGACUAGCGACGAUCCAGAAUUGUAUUUGGUACAUGUACGGAGCUUUACUUCAACAAGGUGGCAUGCAUUUGCCAUAUGCCGACAGUGCCCGAAUUAUUGUAGGAUCUUGGUGGCUGGUUGUUCUUGUAAUUGGGACUACCUACUGUGGGAAUCUCGUAGCCUAUCUAACAUUUCCAAAAAUCGAAGUUCCAAUGACAACUAUUGACGACGUUUUAGCGCAUAAAGAAAUGGUCUCGUGGAGUUAUGCCAAAAAUACACUCUUCGAAGCUCGCCUGCACAAUUCAGUUGACAAAAGCUUCAAUAUAAUUUUUAAAGAUGCCAAAAACAUAUGGGACAGAAAAGCUAUGAUGGGAGAAAUUAAAUCUGGGAAACAUGUAUACAUCGAUUGGAAAAUUAAGCUUCAAUAUAUGAUCAAAGAACAUUUUAUAGAUAGCGGCGAAUGCAGCUUUGCCUUGGGAGUUGAAGAAUUUUGCGAAGAACAAAUUGCCCUUAUUGUUGCUCCCGAUACCCCUUAUCUUCAUAAGAUCAACGAAGAGAUCAAAAAAUUACAUCAAGUGGGAUUAAUCCAAAAAUGGCUAUCCGAUUAUUUGCCCAAAAAAGAUAAAUGUUGGAAAAAGAAACGCACCAUUGAAGUCAACAACCACACAGUCAAUCUUGAUGAUAUGCAGGGAAGCUUUUUUGUAUUAUUCAUAGGAUUUCUCAUAGCCGUAAUAGUCAUAAGCUUGGAGAUGCUUUGGUCAAGGAAAGUAACCAAUAAUAGAAAGAGGAAGGUCGUUCAUCAAUUCGUAACUUAACAUCUGUUUAGACAUAAUGGACUCGAGGACUCAUCAUUAGUGCAUAUUUACAAACGUAAAAUUAGUUAUCACGACAUGAUUUAAUAGUCAUUCAUAAUCAAAUAGCAAAUUAUGGAAGUAGUGAAUUAUGAGUGUCUAACCUGGAAGUUAUUAUAGAAGGUGAUUCAAAAUUGACGUCCUUGGGUUAUAGGAGCUUACUCGGAAAGUACGAGAAAAAUAUUGAAAACAAAAAUUCCGAAAAUGUCUUCAAAAUAUUAUUAGCUUUAGUAGAAUUCUCUCAGUAAGAAUUAAUUUUGAAAUAGUUUGAAUUUUGACUAGUCGCUUUGUAAGACGACAAAUUUAACAGAAUCAUAGAAAAAAAAACAACCUUAAGGAUUCUGAUUUAGAUCAGCAUAUUUUUUAAUAUAUCCAGGAAAAACUAACCGGCCGCGCGUAAAGCAUGGUUGGUAAUAGAUCCUAAUUAGACAAUUGGCAAAAAUUGAAACAAGCUCUUUUGCAGUGCUUUUCUGAUCGAAGGAAUUUUGAUUGCUUAGUUCACGAAUUAACAAGAGCCAGGCCCUAUAGAAGCGAAAAUUUCAUUUAGUGGCGUCCUUUGUUCACUGCUUUUUAAUCUUAUUUAAUUUGAAUCUUAUUGACAUGAGAUCUUUGUUUUGAGCGUGUUUUUCUGAUCGUUUUUAUUUUAUGUAAUUUUAAAAUUUUUUGAGAUGGGACUUAUCAUGAUUGACUUGUGUUUAAACCAAUGUUAAUUUAAUAGUCUGAUGGUCGUGACUUAUUUUUAAUCUGUUGUGAAGUCGAGUUUUAAUUUUCUUUUUUAAUUUUGUAUCGUACAACAAUGUCACACACUAAGUGUUAAAACUUCACCAGGCUCUGGGCUAAAACCACUCUGUUUUCCAUUUUAGGGCCCUGAGGGUGACUUGAAUAAAGUCGAAACGUUGGCCCAU